AUGGCCUUCCUGUCGGCGUCCAAGGACACCAAGUCUGAGGAACCGCGGUUUGCGGAAGCCACUCAUGUGUUCUGCACGCACUUCGAUCCGCUUCAUGGCAGUACUUUAGACUUAUUGAUGAGUUCGGAGGGGCUUGUAUAUAACUUCAGCACCGCCCUGAAGAGCUCUGAUCCGGCUAUGCUACUAAUGCACAAGCUUAGUAAUAAUCUAGAACAUACAUCCAUCAUCUCUGGAGCACAUACGCAGACGCAUGACUUGUGUUACUCCUAUCAUCAAGGUUGCUUUGCACUGUUCUGCUAUAGAGGAGAAACAGGAAAGCAGGCGAAUAGAAACGCGGUAAUGUUCUCUGUUGGUCUUCUUUUUGGGCAUGGAGACAUGCUCUUGUUCCUGGAACGGGGGCUUGUAGACUCUGAUUGCGCCAUUCAGAUUAAAAAGGUAUGUGACACGAUAUAUUCCGAGCUUGUACGUCUUCGCGACGAAAGCGAGGCUAUUGUGAGCCCAUUGGAUCUUGGGUCUGAGCUCAAGGAACAUCUGCGUCCACUUCUGGGUGCUAGACUACUGAUGAGGCCACAGCUCUUUCGACCUCAUCAGGAUCAGCGUCUUGUUGAGGAAUUUGAUGAAUCGACUUUAGCAAUUGUCAGAGCAGGUCUUCUCCUAGGUCUUCGAGUCGGUAUUGCAGCACACCCACCUGUUAAGCAUAUAGUAGAUAUCAUCGGAACCCUCGCCAUGCUCAGCAUAACGACAACGUUUAAUGAUCACAUACUGCUCUCACCCCAGACAGUCACAAAGGCUGCCUCCCAUGAUGGUCACAAGAAUAAGAAGAAUGCCCGGCGGGUAGAAAGACAGGGUAAAGUCGUUGUCUCCCCAAAGAGAAAGUCCUUUCAAACUACGCAAUUGAAAAACAAUGCAUCGGGUUUCUUUGAUGACGAUUGUGAGUCACGAACUGCCCCCGGCGACUUGCUCUCGGAUACGUCGGACAACGUUCCCGAGGCCCUAAGAUAUACGUUACUUCCUCGUUUGUUGGGUCACAUUGAACUGCAUUCAUUGGCUGUGGCGCAGCAGACCAAAAUCAAUCGCCCAUUUCUGUUUCUAGACCCUACCGAGAGCGGGCCCGAGAAUGUCGUUCACAAAUUACACGGCGGGCCAGUUGAAUCAAGGCUCACGCAUAUUUCUCAAGUAUCCAUGUUUAAUUACCUCUGGUCAGAUGCAGACGAUAAGGCCUCAACCUCCUUGACUCUCGGCGAAGCACAAACAUUUAACAUCGCAUUCAAUGGCGUAAUAGGCAUAUCAACAGAAAUAUCACAGCUCCAUGAGAUGUUUGACAUUGUUAUCCUUAUGCCCUCUGUUCAAACCAGGCAGUUACAGUUGACGCCCAGUCUCAUUCAUCCCUAUCUCGUCAAAACACGUCUGAGUAAUGUGUACGUUAACUCAAAGCUUCUAAAGAAGUAUAAGUUUCUUACUAAGGCCAGCGUGCAGGGCACACUAGGCGAAUCUAUGACACGUCUUUGUGAUGCUCAGAAGGACGCCGAAAACGUUCCUUUCCUCAUCUGCACUCUAAAUGCCCGGCUCUUCGCUAACAUCAGGACUCGGCUCGAGCAGGGGCGUCGGCUAACGAAAGAGUGCUUCAAAGGAACCGGUCUGUCUGGAAGUAGCAACUUCUUGCAUAGCCUGGCCAAGUACUGGUUUACUGAUCGCUUUGAGCAGAUAGAGGUGCAUACGGGCUGUCCGUGCAUACAAUGA
Messenger RNA from Giardia duodenalis, 1740 nucleotides. RefSeq lists its product as uncharacterized. The transcript has a single exon. NCBI's taxonomy places the organism in Eukaryota, Fornicata, Diplomonadida, Hexamitidae. The record is from RefSeq and is a predicted model, not a curated record. The coding region runs from base 1 to 1740 and encodes 579 amino acids.